UCUCCUUUGUUUCAAGGUUCCAAAAACUUGGUAUAUAUACCAGACAUCGAUCCUUAUAUUUUUAUUCUUGAUUAAUUCCAUCAAUAUGACUAGCAUGAAAAGAAGCAGAGAAGAUGAUGGGCAAGUGGAAGCAGAAGCCAUGGCUAAAUGCGCCUUAAUACUUCUGUCUCGUUUAAACAACAACACUUCUUCAUCAGAUCGAGACAAUUUGAACGGUUUCGAAUGCAAGACUUGUAAUAAACGUUUCCCAUCUUUCCAAGCCCUCGGUGGCCACCGUGCAAGUCAUAAUAAACGGCCAAAAUUACUAGGAGAGUUUCUUGUGGAAGACAAAACGAACAAGAUGCAUAAAUGUUCUGUAUGUGGAUUGGAGUUUUCUUUGGGUCAAGCUUUAGGUGGACACAUGAGGUGUCACCGUGAUGAAAUUAAUAAAACGUCAACGAUGACACCAGUGUUGAAGAAGUCAAAUAGCAGCAAAAGAAUAUUUUGCUUAGAUUUAAACCUAACCCCUGAUGAUAAUGUUGAUUUGAAGUUACGGCUGACGGCACCAGUUUCAACUCCUGUUUUUCGAGUCUUUAUUUAAGUCAGGCUUUUCAUUGUUCAUUUUUUCUUGUAUAUAAUUCUAAAAGUAUCUCGUUGGUUCUUUUACAUAUAUUGAAUCUAUCUAUAUACCAUAGCUAUUUACAAAUCAUGUACUGUUUCAUUUUACCAUGAAUAGUAGUAGUUUAAUCGGGAAA
Lycium ferocissimum is the source of this 734-nucleotide messenger RNA. RefSeq names its product zinc finger protein ZAT11-like. The record is from RefSeq and is a predicted model, not a curated record. Lineage: Eukaryota; Viridiplantae; Streptophyta; Magnoliopsida; Solanales; Solanaceae. The coding region runs from base 86 to 580 and encodes 164 amino acids. The transcript has a single exon.